Molecule: messenger RNA, 2916 nt
Organism: Dovyalis caffra
Lineage: Eukaryota; Viridiplantae; Streptophyta; Magnoliopsida; Malpighiales; Salicaceae
Source: the annotation of a GenBank genome assembly
AUGACAGAGGUCAAAUGCAUACGGCAAAUGUUGCAACAACGUCAUGAUGUGUUUGAAGCCACGCAAGGCACAACUAAGUCCGAUGUUAUUACAAGUGAGCUUGUGAUUCCUCAACUGUUUGUUUUUAUAUGGGUACUUAUCAAUGGUUAUGUGAGCUGCCAAAGGCCUGCUGUUGUGAAUUUAGGUGCACUUUUCACUUUUGAUUCGGUUAUUGGUAAAGCUGCAAAGCCAGCUAUUGAAGCUGCGGUGUCUGAUGUUAACAAUGAUAGCAGAAUUCUCAAUGGGACUAAACUGAAUCUGCUAAUGGAUGAUGCAAAUUCUAGUGUCUUCUUGGGGUCUGUUGGAGCUUUUCAGCUGCUGGAGGAAGAAGUAGUGGCCAUAAUAGGUCCUCAGUCUUCCGUAAUAGCCCAUAUGAUUUCUGCAAUUGCAAAUGGUCUCCAAGUGCCUCUUGUUUCAUAUGCUGCAACUGAUCCAACUCUGUCUGCCCUCCAAUUCCCCUUUUUCGUAAGAACAACUCAAAGCGACUCUUAUCAGAUGGCUGCCAUGGCUGAUUUAGUUGACUUUUUUAGGUGGAAAGAGGUCAUCGCUAUCACGAUUGAUGAUGAAUAUGGGAGGAAUGGGAUAGCAGCUCUGGGAGAAGAGCUGAACAAGAAUAUGGCAAAAAUUUCAUACAAGUUGUUUUUGUCUAACCAAUUCGAUGAAAGCGAGGUCAUGGAUAAACUCAACAAAUCUAAAUUGCUUGGUCCUCGUGUUUAUGUUGUUCAUGUUAGUCAAGACCCCAGAUUGGGAAUCUUUACCAUUGCCCAAAAACUUCAGAUGAUGACCGACGAUUACACAUGGCUUGCAACAGAUUGGCUUUCUGCUACCUUAGAAUCGCUCCCUCCAACAAACAAAACUUCACUUGGUGUCCUCCAAGGGGUAGUUGGGCUUCGUCAGCAUACUCCAGAAUCCAGCCGGAAGAGAGCUUUCAUGUCCAGGUGGAAGGGAAUGCAGCGAAAAGGAUCAGCAAGUUCUGAGUUGAAUACAUAUGGACUUCAAGCUUAUGAUACAGUUUGGAUAGUUGCUUAUGCUAUCGACAAGUUCCUUGAUGUACACAAAAAUAUCACGUUUUCUUCCGCUAGCAAGUUACUUGAUAUGAAAACAUCUGGAUUGCUGAUUGAGAAGCUCAAAGUCUUCACUGGCGGAAAUGAUCUACUUAACAUUAUAUUGCAGACAAAUUUCACUGGUCUAAGCGGUCAAGUUCAAUUUAAUCAAGAUCGAAAUGUUUUCAGUGGUGGCUAUGAUGUCAUUAACAUCGACCAAGUGUCUAUUCGUACAGUGGGUUAUUGGUCUAAUGUUUCAGGUUUCUCACUCUCACCCCCAGAUUCCCAGAAAGGGGAACGAAAUAGCUAUUCUCGCAUAGAUCAGAGGCUUCAAAAUAUUACCUGGCCUGGUGGAAAGACUGAAAGGCCACGUGGUUGGGUAGUUGCCGUGGACGAAAGGCCAUUGCGAAUUGGAGUGCCUAACAGAGCCAGUUUUGUUGAGUUUGUUACUGAAGUACAUGAUAGCCAUAAAAUUGAAGGGUAUUGCAUGGAUGUGUUCCUCAAGGCUCUGGAACUAGUCCCAUAUGACGUACCUUACAUCUUCGAGCCUUUUGGGGAUGGUCGGUCCAAUCCCAAAUAUGAUAAUCUUGUAAAUAUGGUGGCAGCAGACGUGUUUGAUGCAGCUGUUGGGGACAUUGCUAUCGUGACAAACAGAACCAAGAUAGUGGAUUUCUCCCAGCCUUAUGCUUCUACUGGUCUUGUCAUUGUGGCUCCAAUCCACAAUUCAAAAUCAAGCGCCUGGGUAUUUCUUAAACCAUUUACAGUGGAGAUGUGGUGUGUCACAGCAGCUUCUUUUUUGAUGAUUGGAGUGGUUAUCUGGAUUCUUGAGCAUCGUGUAAACGAUGAUUUCAGGGGUCCUCCUAAGAGACAGCUUGUGACGAUGUUCAUGUUCAGUUUCUCAACACUUUUCAAGACAAAUCAAGAAACUACCAUAAGUCCACUUGGACGGCUGGUGAUGGUGGUAUGGCUUUUCCUUUUGAUGGUUGUAACCGCAAGCUAUACAGCAAGCUUGACUUCAAUCCUUACAGUUCAGCAGCUUUCCUCACCAAUCACCGGAAUCGAUAGCUUGAUUGCAAGCCAUUGGCCCAUUGGGUACCAAACAGGCUCAUUUGCUUAUGACUAUUUAUCAAACGAUCUUUACAUACCUCGUUCUAGACUUGUUUCUUUAGGCUCCCCAGAAGAGUUUGAAAGUGCAUUGCGGCGAGGGCCAAGUGAUGGAGGGGUGGCAGCUGUUGUGGAUGAGCUUCCAUAUGUAGAGUUGUUUCUUUCAAAGUACAAGGAUUUUGGGAUCAUUGGGCAACCAUUUACCAGGGGUGGAUGGGGAUUUGCUUUUCAAAGAGAAUCUCCUCUUGCUGUUGAUAUUUCUACAGCAAUUUUGAAACUUUCUGAGAGUGGGGAGCUGCAGAAGAUUCAUGAGAAAUGGUUCUGUCCUAUGGGAUAUUGUCAUGUAGAGAAAAAACACAGGAACGAGCCUAAUCAACUCAAUCUGGACAGCUUCUGGGGUCUAUACCUUCUAUGUGGUGCCAUCAGUCUCACUGCCCUUCUUGUGUUUCUGCUACGAAUGGUUCGCCAAUUUGUGCGCUACAAACGUAGACAGUUGCACCCUUCCUCUCCAUCCUCAAUGUCAUCAAGUGCCCGCUGUUCUCAGGUCAUCUUUCAUUUUUUUGACUUCAUCGAUGAGAAAGAAGAAGCUAUCAAGAAAAUGUUUAGUCAGGGUGAAAAUCCUCAGACUCGAGCUAGCUUUUUUGCUGUUGCAGCUGUACUGGACAAGUGUGUUCGCUACGGGAUAAAAAGUGUUGCUAAAAUGCCAGCAUUGAUAUCGCAAUGCCUAUAA